Linum trigynum is the source of this 1975-nucleotide messenger RNA. NCBI's taxonomy places the organism in Eukaryota, Viridiplantae, Streptophyta, Magnoliopsida, Malpighiales, Linaceae. The record is from the annotation of a GenBank genome assembly.
CUCAAUCUAGUUAAUUAAACUCAUUUUUAUUUUAUUUUUUUAAUAUGUUAAUCCCCGCCCCUGCAGUCGGCCACGUGCCCUUAGGCUGCUAAAAUACUGGACUGAAUCCAAUCAUCCAUCCUUGUAAUAUUCUCUCUCCUUCGUCUCCACCGCCGGCUGACCUCAUCCGGAGUCUUCUCUCCUCCGCGCCGACGAACGCAACCAAAACGCAAGACUACACUGGAAACUGAAAGGUUAGGGAUCUAGUCGCAAGAAUUGUCAAACGCCGCCUCCCGCAGCAAAAUCUUUAGAGAUGCAUCCUCUCUACGCGGUGAUCGCGACGAGGAUGGUCUCCACCAUGGCCCAAUCGGAGACCGGCGACGAGAUACCUUACGGAACCGUCACCUGGUUCGUCUACGCCGGAAUAUCCUGCUUCCUCGUCAUCUUCGCCGGAAUCAUGUCCGGCCUCACUCUCGGCCUCAUGUCCCUCAGUCUCGUCGACCUCGAAAUCCUCCAGCGCAGCGGUACCUCCGCCGAGAAGAAACAAGCAGCGGGUAUACUUCCUGUGGUUCAGAAGCAGCAUCAACUUCUGGUGACUCUACUUCUCUGCAAUGCCGGUGCGAUGGAGGCACUACCUAUAUACUUGGACAAGAUGUUCAACCAAUACGUUGCAAUUAUACUCUCAGUGACGUUUGUUCUGUUCUUUGGGGAGGUUAUUCCACAAGCAAUAUGCACCAGAUAUGGUCUCGCCGUGGGUGCCAAUCUAGCUUGGCUUGUGCGUGUUCUGAUGAUCAUUUGCUAUCCCAUAGCAUUUCCCAUCGGAAAGAUUUUGGACUGUGUGUUGGGGCAUAAUGAAGCACUAUUUAGGCGGGCUCAGCUGAAAGCCCUUGUUAACAUACACAGCCAGGAGGCUGGGAAAGGAGGAGAACUUACACAUGAUGAGACAACCAUCAUCGCUGGAGCGUUAGAUUUAACCGAGAAGACUGCUGAAGAGGCUAUGACACCUAUAGAAUCAACUUUCUCCUUAGAUGUCAACUCCAAGUUGGACUGGGAGGCAAUGGGGAAGGUUCUGGCUAGAGGACACAGCAGAGUUCCUGUCUAUUCUGGAAACCCAAAGAAUGUCAUUGGACUUCUCCUGGUGAAAAGUCUUCUCACAGUAAGACCUGAAACAGAGACCCCUGUCAGUGCUGUUUCAAUCCGAAGAAUUCCACGGGUACCUUCAGAUAUGCCACUGUAUGAUAUACUAAACGAGUUUCAGAAGGGAAGUAGCCAUAUGGCAGCUGUAGUUCGGGCCAAAGGGAAAAGCAAAACUGAGAAACAAGAAGAAAACAUAGCAAUAGGGAAAGAUCAGCUAGCGACUCCUUUGCUGUUCAAGGUGGACGAAACACCCGGAACUGUUAUUGUGGAUAUUGAUAGGUUUGCAAGUGCAAGGGCAGGGUACGGAUUGCCUCAACAAUCCGAUCAAGAUAUAGAGGAUGGUGAAGUUAUUGGUAUCAUCACUUUAGAGGAUGUGUUUGAAGAACUCUUGCAGGAGGAGAUUGUGGACGAAACAGAUGAAUACGUUGAUGUUCAUAAAAGAAUUCGCGUGGCUGCUGCUGCAGCUGCAUCGUCAGUGGCUCGAGCUCCAUCAAGUCGGAGGCUAAUAGCAGCCAACAAAGGAGCUGCAGGGCAGGGGAAGUCCGGGCAAACCCCGAGGAAAUGGGACCACGACUCGAGUACCCCGAGGCUAUUAGGAGGAAGUGCUGAUGCUGCUGCAGCAGAACAUUAUAGAAGCAAGACAUCAUAACAUAGUUGACUAAGCAGAGUGUUGGUUUUGGUCCGGUAAUUUAUUUGAGGCAACGAUAAUCUAGAGAAUGAUGGAUUCAAGUUGUAUUGUCCUGUGCCCUAAACUAAGCAAAAGAAAGAAGCAAGUUCAUUGCAGCGUAUCAAUAUAUGUAAACUCAAUGUAUCAAAUUUUGGUUUCCAUCAUUCGUCAAAAUACAAGUGCACUGAUAUA